Spodoptera littoralis (African cotton leafworm) is the source of this 1680-nucleotide messenger RNA. NCBI's taxonomy places the organism in Eukaryota, Metazoa, Arthropoda, Insecta, Lepidoptera, Noctuidae. The record is from the annotation of a GenBank genome assembly.
AUGCAGUGGCAGACGUGUGUGUUACUGCUGUGUGUGACGGCCACAUUGGCGGACGACGAAUGGCGAGAAGUGAACACUGCGCAAGGGCCUGUGCGCGGGCGCAAGCACCCUACGGAGGAUUUAUACACAUUCUUCAGUAUACCUUACGCCACUGCUCCUGUCGGAGUAGACAAGUUUAAGGCUCCUCUCCCGCCCCCGAAAUGGUCUGAACCAUUUGAUGCUAUCAAUAAAGGCAUAAUAUGCCCGCAACCCAUGCAUCCAUUAGACGACAUUUAUGAAGAAUCCCUUGUGCAACAAGAAAAUUGUCUCAUCUCCAAUUUAUAUGUACCAAAUACAGUUGAGAAGAAUCUUUCAGUCGUAGUAUAUGUUCAUGGAGGAGGAUUCGUUAUGGGUUGGGGAGAAAUGUUUCAAGUGACACAAUUAAUGAAGAAAAAAGAUAUAAUCGUUGUCACAUUCAAUUAUCGUCUAGGUGUCCAUGGCUUCCUUUGUCUCGGUACUGAAGUUGCGCCAGGCAAUGCUGGAAUGAAGGACCAAGUGGCAUUGCUGCGUUGGGUACAAGAAAAUAUCGCCAGCUUUGGCGGUAACCCAAAUGACGUCACAAUCAUAGGUUACAGUGCAGGAUCUUCAUCAAUAGACCUGUUAAUGCUAUCUAAGUCCGCCGAAGGAUUGUUCCAUCGAGCUAUACCAGAAAGUGGGUCUAACCUUGCCGCAUUUUCAGUUCAACGUGAUCCUAUAGAAAUCGCCAAAACAUAUGCCAAAAUACUCAAUUUUACUGAUGUAGAAAAUAUUGCUGCUUUGACAGAGUUCUACACAACGACUCCACUGGAAUUCUUAACUUCUUCAACGGCCGUUUUUGAGAGCACCGAUUCUACUUUUAUAUUUUCACCAUGUGUAGAGCGAGACAUUGGAGAGGAAACUUUCUUGACAGAAUCUCCUUUGAGUAUACUUAAGACGGGAAAUUAUAAGAAGGUACCCGUAUUGUAUGGUUUCACUGACAUGGAGGGAUUAAUGAACAUGUUUCUCUUCGACCUUUGGAAAAAUAAAAUGAACGAAAAGUUUUCUGAUUUCCUACCCGCUGACCUGAAAUUUGAGUCUGAGGAACAGAGAGAAGAAGUCGCCAAUGAGAUUAAACAAUUUUACUUUAAAGGAAACCCGGUUAGUGAAUUGACUGUCUUAGGAUACGUUGAUUAUUUCUCCGACGUACUGUUCACUCAGUCAAUACUUUGGACAACUAAGUUACAAGUGGAAGCUGGCAAUAAUGAAAUGUAUUUGUACGAAUACUCAUUCGUAGACGAGGACACACCUGUGGUGCCACAUACCAAUAUUCAAGGAGUUACCCAUUGUGGUCAAACAUUUGCAGUAGCUGAUGGUAUAAAUGGUGUAAAUUUAAAUGAAUCACUAGCAACACCAGAGCACCAAGAAAUGAAGAAGAUAAUGCGAGAAAUAUGGCACAACUUUAUUAAAACUGGAAAACCUUUGUCUGAAAAUUCGUCGCUGCCAGCGUGGCCCGCUACCGGCGUUGACAGGUCACCCCACAUGUCGCUGGGUCAGAAGAUAGAGCUGCGUGGGGUACUGCUAGAAGAACGCACACGCUUCUGGGAAGACAUCUACCAAAGAUAUUACCGGGAGCCUGUACCACCAUCGACUAUGAACUAUGCCCCAAAAUUUGAAAAAAUAUAA